Molecule: messenger RNA, 17090 nt
Organism: Episyrphus balteatus (marmalade hoverfly)
Lineage: Eukaryota; Metazoa; Arthropoda; Insecta; Diptera; Syrphidae
Gene: Svil
Product: serine-rich adhesin for platelets
Exons: 22
Coding region: 1059-16613 (5184 amino acids)
Biological process (GO): actin polymerization or depolymerization; cytoskeleton organization; barbed-end actin filament capping
Cellular component (GO): cytoplasm; actin cytoskeleton
Molecular function (GO): actin filament binding; phosphatidylinositol-4,5-bisphosphate binding
Source: RefSeq, a predicted model, not a curated record
UUCAAGAAAAACAACCUAUUGAUUUGUUUGAUCAAUAAUAAAAGAAAAAGUGGAAACAGUGGAAAAUACAAACAAAAAAAAAAUCAGUGGAAUUGAUUUUUUUAUUCUUGUAUUUCUAUUCGAUGGUUGUUUUGGAAUUCACCACACUUAAAUAAAAUUUUCUUCGUCGUUAAGUGAUGGUAUUUUGUAUAAAAACAUUACGCGCGUGUUGCUACAACAAAGUUAUAAUACGAAAAAAUAUAGAAAGAAUUUAAAAAAAAGAAUUAUAAUUUUCCACUUGAAGAGCAAAAAAGAUAUAAAUAAAUAUCUGAAAACUUGUAUGUGUUUUGCUAAAAAUAUACAAUUUUUCUGUGUAUACCCUACUUUAAUACACUACCAGAUCACUAUAUUAGUGCAACUUCAAAAAAAUAAAAAAUAAAUUAAUAUAUACUGACGUGAAAUUUAAAUUAAUUACCUGUGUGGUGUCCUUCAAAAAAUCUUGUUUUUUUGACUUUUAAAUAAAAAUAUACUUAAAAAAUUUCCUUCACCUAUACCUGAUUGGCUUGACUUUAUUAUACGGUUGAUAUAAUUCAGAUUAACGUCGAACAGGUUAAAAGAUACUUUAUCAAUCCCUUUCUCAUUUUAUUUUUGUGUUAAAAUUUAUCAUUUUUAAACGAACAACGUCCUUCGCGCUGGUAUUACUUGAAUUCAGAAAAAUUUCGAAUUUUUGACGAAAAUCAAGUGAAAAUCUUAGCAAACGCCCAUUUUUUCAAAAAAAAAAAAAAAACACACCCCCUUCAACCCUAAACUAGACAAAAACUUAAAUUUAUUGGAUUUUCAUUUUUGUUCGGUUUGUGAAAUCAGUUGGCUCAAAUCUUUAUCUCUUGGAGUCAAAUUUGGAUUUUUUUUUUGUUUUUAAUUUAUGUAUGAAUUAAUUAAUUUGGCAAGAAACAGAGCACAACAUUGGUUAUAGCGCAGCUUAGCUAUAUUGUUUGGGAUUUGCAGUUGCAAUAACAACAAAAAAAGGAACGAAGAAAACCGAACAGAAAAACAACAACAAUUUUAAUCAGAUCUCUCAAAUGUAUCUGAUUCAGACUGUCCAGACAUCGUGGAGGCCCCAAUUGCCACUACCUAAGGAGGUUGUUCCACCGACCACAGCAUCAUUGACAGCUGAACAACCAGCUAGCAUGAGAUCUUCCGAAAUGAAUCGACGCAGCAGUGCUGCCAACACAACAACACAAUCAAGCAACAAAAAAGACUCUUAUCAGAGUGCUCCACAAAUCAGUGCAGGAGGCAACAACAAAAAAUGGUCUUUCGGCCGUCUCUUUCGCAAAAAGAAGGAAGCCGAAUCCGAGUCAUCAUCCGAAGAAGACCGUAAAGCAGGUUUUGUAGUUUCUCCGAAAUAUCGUAAAAAGGAUAAGAAAAAGCGUGGCAGCAAACACAUCAGUGGUGGAUUCGAUCAUAUUGUGGUGAAUCCGGCGAGGGACAAUGAGUUCUUUUUGCCAUUCGAACCGAUCCCGGCGGGAGAAUCACAUUCAACGACACAUCUAGCGCCAUCUGUUGACUAUGAUCCACAAAGUCGAAUGACAAAUUCUCUUGAUCGACGGGGAAAGCGGGAUAAGAAAAAACCCUUAGGGCCUAAUGAACCCCAACGUCCACCAUCGAGUGAAGAAGAGAUGAUAUCCCUGAAUUCUUCAACAACUUUCGCAAAAUACCGCAGUGACGAAAGUCUGGGAAGUGGUGCGAUGAACGGUCAGAGUCGUCGAAGUCGGGCAGCUCGAAACGAAAGGUAUUACAAACGCCUUAGUCGAGAUGGUGAAGUGAGCCAUGGGCAGGUUCCCCAAGUGAUGUAUGCAGCUCAACCAGCUCAAAGAUGGAAAACCCAACCGGUACCGUUGUCGAUAUACAACGGAGGCCCUCCAAACCCAGUUGAAGUCAAUCAUCGUCCUCAAUAUCCUCCCCCGGUGAUUCAUAAUGUCCCCACAAUGCGGAAUUCAACAAGUCUAAGUCACAUGGCUUCACAUCAUCCCAUAACCUAUGGAAUGCCUCAACGUCAAACACCGAACCUUCAAAACACAGUUAAUGACAAUAAACGUAGCAUAAGCUAUGACAGUCACAUCCAUUUGCAAAAUGUCAAAAAGCCUUUACCUCCGCCGCCACCACCUCGCGAUCCAAUGCGUAGGGUCAAUGUGGCCGGUCACAAUGAUCACCGUCCGAUAUCGUAUGCGUUCGAUCAAAAUUCUUCCCAUUUGCCGCAGACUAACGGAAUGAGGGGCCGUUGUGUUUCCGACGAUCGGAUAUGGUCGGGAAAUGCCCCAAUGUAUCAAUCAGCCUUGUCCAUUAACCAUCCUCUGCCGCCUCCAAGUGUAGCCAGUUCUCAAAGCCGUCGGUUUAUAACUAGGGCCGAGAGAGAUGCUCACCCGGCGAAAAAAUCUCUCCCAUCGGGGCUUGAUUUUCGGUAUGUAGCCGAAGGGGCUCCAAGGUCCCGAAAACCGAUCCAUCUUUUUAAUGAAAAUGAAGACAAACCACCACAGGUAUUGCCGAAACCUCCCUCGCCGGUGGUGAUAAGAACUACAAAGAGUGGACUUCCCGAUUCAGCACCGCCAAACCCUCAACUUUCAUCAGAAUACUGGCGUCGAGGAAGGGAGCCACAACAACAAAGACCAGAAUCAAUCUUUAACAAACCUCGAUCGCUAUCAAGCUCAAGAGCUGGAGAACUUCGUUCAGCUCCAAUGUACUCGGAGGUCUCAAAGCCAAAACAAAAGCCGGCUACAACAGAUGAAGUUAACAGUGUUGUAUCGGGUAAACUCCUGAUUAAACCCUCCAAAGAUAGUCGCAAUAACUACGUCGAAAUCCGUAAUAACGCCAACAAGAGCAGUUCGAUGCCAAAUCACUAUCAAAGGCGAGACUUGGUGAUACCGACGAGAGGUCCUAAAGCAGACUCUCCAACACCGAAUAAAUACGACGAGUAUGUUGCUGAAAAGAGGGUUCGCAAUAUCCUCGAUCAGACCAUGAAGCUAGCUCCUGAUCCACCACAACGUAAAGUCGUUACUAAGCCCUUGGCUCUGCCGCCAGAACCAGAUGUCAUAAUGCGUAAGAAACCAACAAAUCUAGAAGACGCAAUAAAUGAGCUUGAAGCGAUUUACAAAAGCCUCAAACUUGGUGAUGAAACACUGCUUGAUCGGGCUGAACGUCGGGAUAUCCCAACGCCGACAAAUUUCGAAAAAUACGCCGAAACUCACAGUGAAGAGUUUUUGGACGAUGAUGAUGAUGACGAGCCAGCGGGAGAACCAGAUCUUGUCCGAGAUGAUUUCGCCUAUCGAAAUAUCAAGCAUUCAAAUAUUGCGCCCAAGACUGCUGCCGGAGAGAAACAACCUCCAUUUGGUAUACCGGUUGGACCGAUUGCGAUAUCUCCCCGAUCCGAUUACCUUCAUGUGACUCCGGAUAAAGACUGUCAAAAAGUGCGAACGGGUCCGUUUAAGUACCCGGAUAUUGUUUGCGAUGACUUGGCAGUGCGAACUUUGCGAAAAGACCCUCCGGGACAGGUUAAGACCCAUUUUGCAUACCCAACAGGGUCAAAGAAGAGAGCAACUCGCACUCAAUCAGCAAAUAUCUACACGCUGAUUCAAAGAAAUGCAGCUAAACCAUCAGGAGGGGAUAUCGAUGAUUUCCUAGAGCUUGCAAAAAGUCUGGAACGUGCUGGAAGCAUGUCGGACAUUCACAAAGAUGACGAUGAUAUUCCGUCUACUCUUCAGCUCUUGCGGAAUUUGAGAGAACAAGAACACGGUAGUCCCAAAGUUAUACCCUUCCGUCAUCCAAGUCAAGGGGGAGCUAUAUGUAGUUUGCCCGAAGUUCUAUCCAAAGACACCAAACCGCCGAUCCCACUUCCACGAAAGAGUUUAACUCCAGAUCCAGAAAAAAGUAAAAUGGAAGAAGCUCUUAAUAAAAUCGCCAAAGAAGCCCGCGAGAACAGUGAAAAGCUCACCAGAGACUUGAUGGAACUUCGUCGAGGUGCCUUGAUCACAACUUCCCGGUCCAAAGUCGCCGCUAAACCUAAUAUCGAAAGGGAUCUCGAACAGAUUGAAGCUGUUUCUGAGGCGGCAAAACGUUGCCGUCAUAUGCUCCUGGACACAAUACCACCGAAAGAUGCCGAAGAUGUUCAAUCUAAGCAAAGUCCACCAAGACGCUUGGUCACCGAAGAUAAACUGAUCAAGGCGAUUGAUCAGGUUUCAACAGCUGCCAAUAAGGUUUGUGAGAAAAUACUCAGUGAAAUCGUGACUGUUGAGCCACCAGUGAUUGUCCAAAACUCCGUCGAGGUGAAAAACCCUCCCGAACAUCAAAAACUAGUCAUGCCAUCGUUGAUCCAGAAGUUAGAUCCCAGCUCGGCCAGAAUCGGGGAGAUUGCCGAACGUUGUAUGCGUCAAAUUAGCCAGCUUAACGACUCCCCGGAUUACGACAAUUUACAUCAGGUCCAAGCUAGAGCGUCUAAUGACAGCACCAACAAAAAUGACAACGCCGAUCUUCUUAUUGUUCCAGGAUCUGGUUAUGUGACUGCUGCCGAGAAUGAAGAAGAAAUUGACAAGAUCAUGAAAGAGUGCGAGAAGCAAGCUCGCAACGAAGUGAGUAAUAAAUCCACAUCCACGUCGGUGGUGAGAGUCAGUGAUCCAGUGACUCAAUCUGAUGGUGACAAAACAACAACUACCACAGCCACAACAACAUCAGCCUCCUCGUCAUCGAGCGAUUGUUUAAAGAGUUCAAGUCCCUCAACCGGACCUCACCUAUCGUCGAGUAUAACAUCCUUUAACCCGUACUCCUCCAGUGAUUACAUUAAAUCACCAAGUAGUGAAUUCCACGCACCUAGCACUGAUCCAAUAAAAACCUUUAGCACAACAUCCUACGAUGUACAGUCUUCGAGCGUCACACCAAACAUUACAAACUCGCCAUUCAGCUAUAGUACACCAUCGCCGCCGCUAAAUCUGACAGUUUGCAGUAGCGGCGGUGGCGGCGAAAAGGGCAGCGGCGGUGAACGUAGCGGCAGUGCCUCGCAGUACAACUCCUCCGAGGAGUUGGCAAUGAUCUUUGGCAUCGAGAAAUCAUCGCCAGCAACUACGACUACAGGUAAAGAAGCAGUUGCAAGAGAAUCUGUCGUAUCCAAACCGUUGAGCGUCGAUUUUGCUAACAACUUAUCAUCAUCAACCACUGCCAACUUGAGCUGCCAUCAGCAUCAACUAACACAACAAAACCAGAGACUCUAUUCUGGCCUUAAGUCUCAAUAUCCGUCGUUGUCUACGUCAUCGUCGUCUAAUACUAAUCCAUCAACAGCAACAAUAUCUUCCAGUCAUCCAACAAUAAAAAAAUCAAAUCUCUCAUCGUCGCGCAUUACAACUGAACCGGCCUACUAUACCGAUGAAUACCUCCGAAUUCAGACGUCUCCUCCACCAUUACUAAGUUCUACCGCAACUAACAGCGAAUCACCAUCAAUCAAUGAAAACUAUCGCAGUGUCUAUGCAACACCAUCGAAAUUAAUAAUUGGCGAUAGCAACGGUCAAAAGUUCUUCCCGAAGAGUCCAACAGCGACAGUGGCGCCACCACCAAUUGCAGCUAAGCGAACAAUAUUUCGCAAUAGUCCAACAUUACAACAACAAUCACAACAACAACAAAAAUCAAAUAAAGGUGAUCUUCCUUAUUUAUCCCGAUCCUCAUCAUCAUCUGCCAUUUUUGGCCAGAUCGAUGACCUAUCUUCUCGCUCUGAUCUAGACCCUGCUGAGGUAGGCCCUAACCAACAUUAUCCAUCAGCAACGGAUACUACCGUCGUCCCUAGUGCAAGUAGGAGUAGUAACGCCGGUAGAUUUAGCAAUAAGAAACGUGUAGUUAGAGUUCGUAGUGAUUCGCGUCCAAUCAGCGCCCUCUAUGAUAUAAUAUGCAAAGAAAAAGGCAUCGAACUAGAUCAGGAACCAAUGACAAUGAGUAGCAGCGGUGGUGUAGUUGGCAUUGACAGUGCUCCUCCUUCGUCGGUUGACAGCAAUGCAACCGUCGACCGACUUCAUUAUCAGGAUAAUCACUUGGCUGGGGAGCCGCCACGCCCCUCGCCCCCCACAUCACAGUCUAGUCAAUUGAAUUCGUCGGAGAAUUUAAAUACCGUCGCCAAUCGUUAUCGUAGUCGACCGCUGUCAUAUCAGGAUGACAAUCGAUACCAUGGCGGCGGCUCUGACAAAGACUAUGGCAAUGAUAACGGUGCUCAAGUCUACAACAAUAGUCGCCUUCAAAUGAAACCCGAUAUUCUAACGACAUCAUCGUAUUUAGCUAGUGAAUUGAAUCAUCAUUAUCAGCAGCAGCAGCAAUUCGAUCAUAAUCAUCAUCCCGAUCAUCAUUAUUACGAUCCACAUAAUUCAGAUCAUCUUCAUCAUCAUCCACAUUCACAUUGUAACGAGCCGAAUCUUCCUAGUAGUUGUGUAGAUAGUAGUUUAAAUAAUUAUCGUGACAGUAAUCGUAAUAAUGAGCUGAAUGAUGUUAAUGUAGCAGCAACAGCAACAGCAGGUGCUAGUGGCAAUCAUCAUCAUCAUCAUCAACAACAGCAACAACAACAUCGUCCGGCAGCAACAGCAAAUGGACAUCACAUGCAACAGAUGCCUCCGGUGGCGGCGCCAAGACCGACACCAAGAUUAUUCCGUGACGAGAAACGACGCUUUACCGAUGGCAUUGUGAUGGAUGCUGCCAAAGCUAGUGUUACGGAUAUUGGAAUUGCAACAACAACGGCAAAUGGAGCCGGAAGUGAUGGUGAUAAUGGACGAAUGGGAAGUCAACUUGGACGAAGAUACAUAACUCGUUCAAAUCGAACACCAUCAGGAAGCGGCGGCGGAGGAGGUAGCAACAAUAGCGACUCAUCACCGUCACCGACAAUACCAACAUCUGCAGCAGCAUCACAGAAUCGAUUGACACCCAAUUCACCUAGCACCACCACAAACAACUCUUCGUCUUCGAAUCGCCUGAGAUCACCACUCAAGUCGCCUUUAAUAAAUCGCCCAUACCAUCACCAUCACCAUCAUUAUUCAGCGCCAUCAGUAUCCGCCUUCGUUGCUCCACAACCAUCAUCAUCAACAUCCUCAUCAUCAGCAGUAGGAGGAAUACCAGCAUCGUCAUCAUCAGGGUCAGGAACUUUCAAUGGUAACGGCAACAAUCUUCAUCUGCAGCAGCAUCAUUUCCAACCAACUUCAGACCCUUACCGAUCUGUGAUGACCAAUUCUGUGGGCGCUGUUGCCACUGUUGCUGCUGCACCAAUCCACCAAGUUGGUGCUGCAGCAUCAUCAUCAUCAUCAUCUCCAUUGAGCGAUAUUUGUGGCCAAGCUAUAAGUCCUACAAAUAAAAAACAUAGUGAACUCUAUACAAAUGGUCGUAUCGUGACGAAAUCCUCGUCAACCUCAUCAGUAGGUCAGCCAAAUCAUAAUAAUAAUCAACAUCGUAGUCCUGCUGUCCUUAAUCAGUCUAAUCAACUACCACAACAACAGCAACAGCAACUUACACCAGCAAAAAUUGUAAGAACCACAAAAACUUCUCGUUUGCGUGCUGCUGCGUUAGAUAAAAAGAAAGAUUCAGAUGAACACCAUCAACAACAUCCUACUUCGGGAAUACCAAUGGCAAUUGGCUUACGCCAAACUUCACCUCGCCAUCAUCAUCAGAAUUCUCGCAAACCUGGCAACAAUAAUAGCCCCGAUGUAACUCGUACAACUUCUGCACGGUCAGGAUUAAGUGCUUCACCGCCAGCAGCUGAAAGCAGCAAGAAACUAGUUCCGUCGGCAGUUUGCGUCACAAUGCGGCAGAAUCUUAAUGAAUUGCGUUACAAUGGCAACAACGGUGGAAUAUCUUCAUCACGCAGCAGGGAACAAAGACCUCAUACUACAGAAUGUACCGUUAAGAUAACUUCAGCAGGUCGUAAUAAUGGCGGCGGUGUUGGUGGUGGAUUGAGUCAUGAUGAUGAUGAACAAUAUUUGAAUGGUAACAAUGGCGAUGAUGAUGAAGAAGAUGAUGGAGAAUUCUCUUCAUCAGCACGACCACGCUCAUCGACCAUGAAUUCGGAAAUAAAUCAUUUGGCACAACCGGCACGCAAUGGUCGAGAUAUGGAGUUGAGUCCAGUAAGAAAUAAUCGAACACCGGAAGCACAGAAAAUUGAAGAUCGAGACAAAUCAUCGAAGAGAAAAUCGAAUUUAAAUCGUUCAUUGAAUGAAGAAGCAACUGGAGAUGAUGAAGCUGCCUUGCGUCGUCGUCGUCGCCGUGAACUUGGUAUGGCUCGUCAGCUAAUUCCAUCAGAUGAAACUUCAACAGCUGUGCGUGAUCUCUUGUUGUCACCUAAAAAGUCAUCAGUCUCGCCAACAUCACCGAGAAAUAAUUUAGCCUUUCAUAUGGAAAAUGCACGUCGUGGUAUUGGUCUAAUAAGCCCUUCGGCUUCAGAUCGUCGUCGAGCUUCAACAGCCAGUCCUAAAAUUGGUGGUGCUAGUCCAACAUCGCCAGCUAAAUUAACUGAAACUAAAAUUCCACGAAGACCAGUUGACAGAGAAGGUAUUUCUUUAUCACUCGGUGGAAGAACCACAUCCGAGUACAGUCGCCGUAAUCGGUUCCGUUUUGCUGAUGUUGGUUCAAAAGUUGAUGCAAUGCGUGAAAGAACCAAGUCCGAACUUGCUGACAUAAUCAAAAUCACUGAAAUGUGUAAUGAUGGUAAUGCUGCUGCUAAUAGCAGCAAAGUUGAAUCUGGAUUCAAACCUCCACUUAAAAAGGUGCCAAAUGCUAUUGAUGAUUUUGCUAGUUCUCUCGAUCGCAUUUCAGCGAAGGAAGAUUUGCCAUUGAUCGAACCCAAGGAAUUGAAUAAUUCUUCCAAUUCAUCGGCUUCGCCUAGGUCAUUUGUAAAGAAAGACCGUAUAAGCUUUGACGAUGGUGAAGACUUCCACUCAGAUGGUGCUUCAUCGUUAGGCUUCCUUCGCAGGCGAAUGCUUAAGGCACGUAGCGUCGAACGUGAAAUAAGCCUUGAUCAGCCAAAAUUGUCUCCGAUUUUGCGUCGUAAAAGCUCUGACGAACCAACCAAUCACAUCGUUUCGAUUUUGAAGAAGAAAGAUCUGGCAGAGUCAAGCUCCACUUCGAGUAAUGCUUCCCCGGUGACAUUUGCUUCGACCACUAUGGACACUCCAACUCGAAGCAAGCGUCAGGGAAUUCUCAAGAAACGCAGCAGUCUUGACGAAAGUCGCUACUACAGUCGCAGUCAUUCACCUGACGAACGAAGCAUCCUUGUUAAAAGCGCACGCCGAAACAGCUUGGAAGAAACCCAACACGGUAUUCUCAAGCAGAGCAGCUAUGAAAGCAAAAGUGAUGGUUGCCCAUCAGCAGAACCCCAUCAUGGUAUUCUAAAGAAAAAAGACUCAACAUCAACCCCAUCGGAGAGUAGUCAUCCGUCGAAACACGUAUCGAUCUCACAAGCUGUGAUACUAGCUGCUGCUGAAUUGUGCAAAGACAUUGUCACAUCAUCGUCAUCGCCACCAACUAGCAAUGACAGUGAAUACGAUAAUAUUCGGCCAAUACUCAAGGUCGACAAUCAAGAAAUCCGUGCCCCCAAACCGAUACUGAAGAAGAAAUCUUCUUCAGAGACUGAAGAAAUUCGGCCGAUACUUAAGACUUCUCGGAAGAGUAGUCGUGAAGAGUCCUCUGAUCAAUCGGAUGAUCAGGGUAAGAGAUCGAUAAGAAAGACUGAUUCGCCAGCUAAACGAAGAUCGUUUACUGAAUCAUCAUCAUCUGCAUCGGAGAUGGCGGCAGCUGUUGCAGAAGCUAAUGCUGGUGGCUUGCAACGAAGUAAAUCAUUAGAAUCAGAAGAGGCGCCUGAAGAUGAAGGAGGUGCCGUUGGCGGUGAAAUGGAACCUAUCGAAAUGAUGGUUGAAGAAAAACCUUUAUCUUUAUCGGUGGCUGAACGCGUUAGGAAUAUGGAAAGGUUCUUGAAUUCAAAUUCCGGUCAAAGUAGUGAUGAUAUUAGCCUGGCCAAUUGUUCGGCAGGGGCAAUUCCAAAGAUUCAACGACCGAGUGCUAUUAAACGGGAAAUGUAUAAGGAUCGUUUCCGUACGCAACCUGUUACUAAUGAUGAGAUACAAUGCUUACAAGCCGUAACUUCUGGAUCACUCGACACUUUCAAGUCGGCAUUUUCACUUGAUUCACUGAACUAUCCGGAAGGAAAAGUAGCAGCAGAAGCUGCCACCACAACAUCUGGUACAAUUAUUGCCAGUUCAUCAUCAUCCACAGCAGUAGCAGCAAAAAUCUCACCACGCAGUUUGUCAUCGAUAUCACCGUCAACGCGUGAAGUUUCCGAUUUAUUCUCACCACGUUCGGUAACCGAUUUGAAUUGUGUAUCGAUAAGUAGUGAUAGCGGCUUACAAACGGGUAAAAAUUUUGAAAUGUCGUCGUCGGGUUUGGAUGACAGUUCGCCAAAAGCCGCCGCCGAUAAUUCGUUAUCGAUGAUGAGUAGUGAUGGGACAUCGGCAAAUGGUAAUCAACAACGAUUACCACGUGACGAUUCGUUGACAUUGUGUGAGGAUGAGAGUGGAAUGGAAACUACUACAAAAGGAUCGGGAUUGGGACGUUCGGCGAGUGUUAAGGCACGUGCCAAUAUGUUCCAGCAGUUAGAAGAGAAGACAAAAGCAAAUCGAAUGAUGGAUGAAAAAGUUCCAGCGUCACCGAUAGCAAAAAGAACUUUCCGUCGCUUGUCCACCUCGCCCCCAACACCAUCAGUAGAUGAACCUAAAACUCCCAACAAUCCCACUGAUAAUCCUGAUGAAGAAUUUGAACCGUCAUCCCUGCCCGUUUCGGAACGUUUACGUUUCUUCUCGAGCCUAAGUCAAGACUCCCGCAACAACCGCUGCUGUAUGUCUUUGCCCGUAACCCGCUCUCACACUCCUGGCAAAGAACGUCGUGGAUCUUCGAGCAGUGUCAUCAUAAAUCACUCACCAUCGUCGCCCUCCCAGAUCACUCCAAGAAGCAGCAUAGUUCCAAUGGAUUACGAAGACACUCCAACUACCCCAAUUGUUAUCGAAGAAACCACAUCCCUAUCGGUGUUUGAAGAAAACCCAAUCUUUACCACACCAACUUCCCGAGUUGCCCCAAAAGCUAGAUUCAAGCUGAAAACAAUUGGCAAAAUUGUCAUGCCAAAUAUUUUUAAGGACAACAACAACAACAAUGGCAACUCUCUUGACAACAAUAUAAAUUCUGGGGAGCCGGUGAAAAAGAUCAACAAAAUCAAAUCACCGUUUAUUGAGAACAGUCAGAGGAGUAGCUUCAGUCCGUUGAACACUAACAAAUGCAUGAAGUACGACCACAAGUCAAUGCCCAUGUCGAAUAACAGCAAAGAUGACGAAAACUGUGAUGUUCUGAAUGACUCGGGCAAAGAAAACUAUGACAAUCUACCAUCGCAAGGGGUCGAACUUCGGAAGAAAAAAGUCAGUACGAGUAGCAGCAGUGGAGUCUCGAGUGCUCCGACGUCACAACGCAACAGCUACCGACAUUCCAUGCGUUCGCCAUUGGUCGAUGAGAAAUACGCCAAGUACUUUGGCAUUUCGACAAAUCACAGUAACACAUCUGACAGCCGCCAUAGCACACCAUCGACGCCGCAUAAGAGCUUUGACCAUAGUAAUAUGCCUGACGUUGUUUGCGUUACGCCGAAACCUCAUCUGCGUCAGCAAAACUUCAGUUACAACGUCGACGAAGUGGGUUACGUUCAGAAAUCCUGCUCUGCCAAGGAAGUGCGAAUAAUUCCCCCUUCUCCGGUGACUCCAUCAGCUCUUUUGUCCCCCGCUAACGCAUCCGAUUUUAGUGAAGUAUUCGAUGACUGUGACUUUGGUAGUAUGUCGACGAAUUCAAACCUUGCCCCGACAACGACGCCGUUGAUGAUUAGACGACGUGAACGUGACGCUUCGAAGAGAAUUCGUGCCAUGACAGUUUUUGUAAACACCCCACAGAGUACACCGGAACGUAAAGUUCCGAUGCUUCGUGCGUCGCGUAAUCGUUCAAUGACAGUUGCCCAUACGAAGUUCUUCUUGCCCCAUGAACCCGUAAAUCCGAUAUCAAAAUUUGAAGAUUUGAAAGUAACAAAAGAGGAUCUCUUGAUGGCUCAUAAGGAGUUUGAGAGAAUAUUUUUAGAAGCAACGAAACCUACACCACCACUUUUAUCGCCCCCAUUCAGUGGAUUGGGUGGAAAAGGAAUUCUCAAAUCAAAAUCUGGCUGUGUUGGCUUUAUGCCAAUGGAUUUAAAUUCAGAGCUCAAAAACCGUCUCAAACGUUCAACACAUGCAACAGUCUCAAAUCUACGCAAAUCAGCUACUACUGAAAAUGCUGCAUCACUUGAUUUGGCAGCACCUAAAAAAUCAGAAGAUCCAACUAAUAAUAAUUCCUCUUCCUCGGAGGAAGAAGGUGUUGAUCCUCAGAAAAACCUCGCGAAAAUACUUCGCAGUGUAUCGAAAGAGAGUAUGCCACGACAACAGUCAAAAGAACAUAUCACACCAAUACAUCAGUUUCCGGUUCCUGGAACAAGACCCAGCAUGGUGCCGCAGCAUGAUGAUACCAUGAGUCUUGUUCGCAAUUUAACUAGUCUUGAAAAACGCAUCCCCGAAGUUGCAAAUGCCAUUAACUCGGGUUCCUGUAUAGCGUCAACUUCAGAAGGUGAAAGUUCCGGCGGCCGAGAAGUCUCGGAAAUUAUCAAGAAUAGCGCUGUAGCGCGGCGGCGUAAACUUAAUGAUGGAAAUCUUAUUGCAAAAAGUAAAAGCCACUCUGCCUUGCCACCGACUGGCGCGCCAUCAGAUUCAACAACAGCACCAUCUUAUACUGGUCUAGGACCACAACAAUUACCAUCAUUAAGUGGUAGUGGUUUUGUUAAGCUACGCAAUGUUGCUGGCGGCCAAAGUCUAUUAAAACCAUCAUCUACAUCGUUGUCGCAGCAGCCGCCUUCGACGUCUGGCAAAGAUGAUCUAGAGAAACCGAAAGCUACCACCGAAUAUAGCAAUAAUAGUAGUAGAUCAUAUCAGCAACAGAAACAGCAAGAGACACAACAAGUAUCAUCAGCAGAGAAGCCAUCAUCAUCAUUAUCAGAGAAGCAGCAGGAAAAUCCAUCAUCAGCUUUACCGGAUUUUUUACGUGGCGGCUUAAAACGUAGUUUAACCCAGGUCAUGGGUCCAGAUCAGAGGACUAUUACAAUAACGAAGACCGGUUCGAUUGCCGAUCGAUUGGCAGCAUUGCAGAAAAGUGGAGAGGACGAUUGGCGCAAACGUAUAUCGAAACAUGAUGAAGUCAAUGAGAUAAGACGUGAAAAUUUGGUCAAUGAAUCCCUUUCUUUAGCACAUAACCUAUCCGAUAAGCCUCCGCCAUCAUCUCACAUAAUUCCAACGAGCAUCGAAGGUGGCAAAGUAUCAGAUCGUUUGGGUAAACUACGUAAUUCAUCUGAAAACUGGAAGAAUCGAAUUGAACAAUCCGAUGCAUCAAAAUUCACAGUCGCUGGACGGCUGCAGAAAAAGUCCCAAUCCCCUGUCGAACUUCAAUUCGAACGGCAUGGUGAUACGACAAAACAAUGUCCACCCAUGAAAGUUGUCCGCAGUGCAAAUCAACCACAAUUGGGAUUGGCUAAGAGUCCAUCAAUGAUGGUUACAUCCAUGACAGCACCACCAAAGCCAACAUCCGAGACAAAUGGUCAACACCGAAUGCAGCUAAAGAGAAGUCUCAGCGUAAAUGCUGAAGCUCAAAGUGCCAGCAGUAGUGAUUCAGAUUCGGAAGGUAAUAGUGAGAAGGAGAAUUUGAAACAGGUCAAAAAGAUUGCUACUACAAAGACCGGAGCUAAAGUUAUUGUUCCAAGAGUCGAUGAUGAAGAGACUUUUGAAAAGUUCUUUACAACUUCAAAGUCUGUGGAGAAAAUCGAUGAAGGUGUUGAGAUUUCUGAUUUUGAUAACAUAAAGUCAUGUGAGAGAUUGGUAACCAAAAGAACCGUACAAGGUCCUAAAGGACGUCGUGCAGCUAAAAACCCACUGAAGAGCCUCGCUGCUCGAAUCGAUCUUCAAAAUGAAUACACAGAAGUCAAGACUGGCAUUGCCGAGAAAGAGAUGCGACGUAUUAAGCUUGAGUCUUUUGCUAAAACCAAUAACCUUGCCGCCGAAGCUCUUGCCGGCUUAGCCAGUGUUGAAGAUUUCAAAUCGGUCAGCCUGAAGUCCUCAUCCCUGCCUUUGAACCAAAUGUGGCUGCCAUUCAAGCCAAUCAUGCUACUGCACAUCAAAGGACGCACACAUGUCCAGACCCGCCUUGUCGAACCCAUUUACACAUCACUCAACCGAGGUGACUGCUUCAUUCUUAUAGCCGGUGACGUACUUUACCGCUACAUUGGCUCCUUUGCCAAUGUCAUUGAGAUCUCACGAAGCAAAAAAAUCUGUGGCUACAUUCUGGAGAACAAAGAUCUCGGCUGUACAGCCCUCACUGAAACCAUUCUCACCGAUGGCAAGUUCUUGAACGAACGCCACUGGAAGACAUUCUGGGAGAUUCUCAAAAAACCCGAUGACUAUCAAAUACCCGACUGUGGACAUGCCGAUGAAGAUGAUCUCUUUGAGGCGAGUCUCAUCGAGACUAAUAUGAUCUAUGAGUUUGCUGAUGAUUCAUUGGUUCCCAUGGAGAAGUAUUGGGGAGCGAUUCCAAAAGUCGAGAUGUUAGAUCGGAAGAAAGUUUUAGUCUUCGACUUUGGAAGCGAGUUAUACGUGUGGAAUGGCAAAAAUGCUCCAUCUGAUGCCAAGCGAGCUGCCAUCAGACUUGCCCAGGAACAUUUUGACAUUAAGAAAGUCGAAUAUGAAAAAUGUUAUGUUAAUCCUUUGAAUUUCUCCUCGGUUGUUGGCCAAAGAAGCAGCUAUAAGUUUAUGAAGUCUUCAGAGCGUGAAGAUUGGUGUUUGUUGGGCAAGAUAACCCAACACAUGGAAACCUGUCUGUUUAAGGAGAAAUUCUCCGACUGGCCUGAAACUGAACGUGAAGAUUUGGAAAAGGAUUACUUAGCCAAUGGAGUUCAUUCUGUAAAAUCUCUAGAUGGCGCAAUUAUCUUUAAAGGGGAACCAUAUAUUGAACCGAAUCUUGUGCUCGAGCAUUCAAAUCUCGGUCGUGGUAAUUUCUACUAUGACACCAACACAAUGCGUCACUUUGAUGUGGUAACAACAGCAAGUGACAAAUGGAAGAUCAAUGAAUUCAACUUUGAAGAAGCCGAGUCUCGAGACACUUUGGGUCAUUUCUAUUCUGCCGAAAGUUAUAUCGUUCGAUGGGUCUACCAGAUUUCGGUUACAGUUCGAGAGUUGAGUGGAAAAGUCUCGAAUCGAAGCACCAUUGUCGGACGUGAUCGAUGUGUUUAUUUCUGCUGGCAAGGAAAUGAUUCCAGUGCAAAUGAAAAAGGUGCUGCAGCUCUUUUAACCGUCGAAUUGGAUAAGGAGAAAGGUGCCCAAAUGCGUGUAGCCCAAGGCGAUGAAACUACAGCUUUUAUUCGGCUAUUUAAACUUUUCCUCCAACAUCGUGGCCGCAAAGAGGAAUGUCUUGAGCGUCGCCGUCAAUGGAGACUAUACAUUGCCACUGGCAAUGAUGUUGAGGAAACCAUCCUCAAAGAGGUUAACUGUGAUUCAAGUCAGCUGCGGUCGCGAGCAUCAAUGCUGCUUAUAAAUGGAGAGAAAGGUCUGAUAUAUGUUUGGCAUGGAUGCAAGAGUUUGCCACACACACGAGAGAUUACCGAGAAGGCUGCCGAAAAGAUUCGCGAGAAAAAGUAUGAGGAUGUGUUUUUGUCAAGUGUUGGCGAUGUCAAAGUUGAGAUGCAUGAAGAGACCAAAGAAUCGGAAGGAUUUCAAAAGGCAUUGGGUGGAAUUGAUGCAGAAUCGUAUGGAUCGUUGAAGGCGAUUACAAAAGAUUUUACAUUUACACCGAGAAUGUUCCAUUUCUCCAGUACUCAGGGUGUCUUUAGUGCAAAUGAGAUUUUGUAUAAUUUCCGAUGCAAAGAUUUAAUCAGCCCAUAUCCGUUUACUCAAGCACAAUUGUACAAUGCCAGACAACCGACAAUAUUUAUGAUUGACAAUGGAGAUGUCCUUUGGAUGUGGAUGGGAUGGUGGCCAUUGGAAGAUGUUAAAAUUGCCACAGAAGAUCGCGCAAGUCCGACAAAUGAGAAUCGUGCUGGAGUUAAUCGAUGGAUAUCGGAACGACGUGCUGCUCUAGAAACAGCUGUCUCAUACUGGAGGGCCAAGUUUGGUGAAAAAUCUGACGAAGAAUUCUAUGGAAUUAAAGGUUUCGUCGUCUGGGCUGGACUUGAGCCAGUUGCAUUCAAGGCUCUAUUUCCCGAUUGGCAGGACAAUGAAGAUGUAAAAGAGAUAAAUAUGGAGGAUGGUCGCACAAAUACAGCAACACCUAUCGUAGAUGUUCUAACACAACUCACACAAACCGAAUAUCCGCUAUCAAUAAUCAAAGAACGCCCUCUCCCUGAAGGUGUUGAUCCAACUCGUCUAGAAUUGUAUCUAAACGAUUCGGAUUUUCAAGAAGCUUUAGGAAUUUCACGUGAAGAGUUUGAUCAGUUGCCCCUUUGGAAGCAAACAAAUCUCAAGAAAGAACGUGGUCUCUUUUAGAAAAUUAAUUUUCACAUCAAUUCAAAUGGAGAUCCAAAGCACAUACAACACACACACCACUGAGGAUUUUGUCCCAUUGUACCUUCAGCAGCACAUAUUUUAUAUAUAUAUACAAUUUUUUUGUUGUUCUUUUUUUUAUAAAUAUGUAUUUGUGUAUUACCUAUACCUUAUCCCCAAAAAAAAACUUAUCUAUAAUUAUAAGAUAACUAAUGUAUAUUUAUUAACAAGGAUUUUUUUAUACAAUUUUGUAAUAUUCACUUUUUACGCGCAUUAACAAUUUUUAAUCAAAGAUUUUUAUAUAAAAAAAGCAUACAACAAUAAAAUAAAAAUGAUUAAAUAUAAAUAUCACACACAUACACACACAAAAACAAGCAUCCUUAUAACACAAGAAUUUUUUCAAAGGUGAGGGUUUUUUAUUCUCUCUCUUUCUCUCUUAAUUGAAUCCCUUCAAAAAAAUAGGCUUAGUUUUUUGUUUGU